This is a messenger RNA of Durusdinium trenchii, 606 nucleotides long. The record is from the annotation of a GenBank genome assembly. Lineage: Eukaryota; Dinophyceae; Suessiales; Symbiodiniaceae.
AUGAAGGCUCCCUUCUACGACAGCAUAAGGACGCAGCAACAAUUGGGCUACAUUGUCCAGUCUCAAUCCGACCGCAUUGGCAAUCUUGCUCGCGUUCUACUUAUUGUGCAGAGCAGCGUUCGUGAUCCAAGAGGACUUCUGCAAGCCGUGGAUGAAUUCCUGGUGUCAUUCCGGGCCAAGUUGGCCUCGCUUACAGAUGGACAGCUGCAGCCAUUCAAGGCGUCGCUGAAAGAGGAGCUGCUGCGUCCUGAUCAACGUUUGGCCUCGGAGACGGGCCGCUGGUUCGGAGAAAUCGCAGGCUUUCAAUACAACUGGCGUCGACGAGAGGAGGAGGCUGCUUUGAUUGGACAGAUUUCCAUGAAGGAUCUUCUGCAGUUCUAUGAUGAACGAAUAGCAGCAGGAGGCUCGCUGAGACGGAGAGCCAACACAGCAGUCUUUGCAAAUUCUCCAAAGCGAGCCGAAGCCAUGAGAGCCAUGAAGGAAGCAUAUCCAGAUGCCCAGGUUGUCGAGGAUCCCGUGAAGUUCGGAGAGGCCGCCCCCAAGUGGCCAAUCCGUGAUCAAGAGCUGACCAUGAACGUAGCACGUGACUGGGUUGGCCACAGCUAG